Molecule: messenger RNA, 957 nt
Organism: Fraxinus pennsylvanica
Lineage: Eukaryota; Viridiplantae; Streptophyta; Magnoliopsida; Lamiales; Oleaceae
Source: the annotation of a GenBank genome assembly
AUGAAUUCUGUCAAUAUCUACGCAGCUGUUGCUGCUAUAUUUUUUCUCCUUAUGAUCUCUUGCCAAGCGCAAUUGUCUUCUACGUUUUACGAUACCACAUGUCCGAAUGCGCUCAGUACGAUCCGAACUUCCAUUAGACAAGCCGUGUCGAACGAGCGUAGGAUGGCUGCGUCUCUCAUUCGUCUCCAUUUUCACGAUUGCUUUGUUCAGGGAUGUGAUGCUUCGAUACUGUUAGACGAUGCCACGGGCAUUACCAGUGAGAAAACGGCGGGGCCUAAUAGUGGUUCGGUAAGAGGUUUCGAAGUCAUAGACGCUGCGAAGAGCGCGGUGGAGAAUAUAUGCCCUGGAGUUGUUUCUUGCGCCGACAUCCUUGCGGUGGCGGCUCGUGAUUCAUCGGUCGCGGUGGGUGGUCCUUCAUGGACAGUGAAGCUUGGGAGGAGAGAUUCGACAACUGCAACUCGAUCACUGGCAGAAAGUAAUCUUCCUAGCUUUAGGGACAGCCUUGAUACACUUAAAUCCACCUUCAGUGGCAAAGGACUUAAUGAAAGAGACAUGGUGGCUUUAUCAGGUGCACACACAAUUGGGCAGGCACAAUGUCGAGUAUUCCGUGAUAGAAUAUACAGCAAUGGGACCGACAUUGAUGCUGCUUUCGCCAGCACCCGUCAACGCCAAUGCCCUAGAAGCGGUAAUGACGGGAAUUUAUCACCACUCGAUUUGGAGACGCCCAAUUCAUUUGACAACAAUUAUUACAAGAAUUUAAUCCAAAGGAGGGGUUUGUUAGAAUCUGAUCAAGUUCUUUUCGGUGGAGGAUCAACGGAUACUAUUGUGACUCAAUAUAGCAACAAUCCUCGUACUUUCUCGUCAGACUUUGCUGCUGCCAUGAUCAAAAUGGGAGACAUUGAACCCCUUACCGGUCAAAAUGGGAUUAUAAGAAGGAUUUGUAGCGCCGUAAACUAA